AUGGCUCAGUGGUACAUUAGACCAGUGGUCUUCAACUCGUUGUUACCGAGAGGACCCGGAUUGAAACCAAGUCGAUGCGCUAGUGCCCUUUGCAGUACGUCCAGCACGUCCCCUCUAUCGACCGACGCCCCCGCCCCUCACCCCUCCCCCGCCUCCCAAGCAUCUCAGGCCAACUUUGAGCUGGACCAUGAAGCCAUCGCGUCCAGGGCGACUCACAUGGUGGAGAUCUUAUCGGACGAGAACAGCGUCCUCAGACAAGAGCUCGAGACCAACUACCAAAAAGUUGCCAAGUUGCUGAAGUUUGAGCAAGAGAUCCACAAGGUACAGACAGAGCAUGAGAAGCUAAUUGAAUCGACGCACAAGAGGGAGCACCUCGAGAAGCUCGUCCGGGCCAAACUUGAAGUAGAAGUCAAGAAACUACAGGAGAGGAAUCGAGAUUUAACAGUCUAUGUAGAAUCACGUGCCAAGAGUUCCAGGACAGCCAAUCAUGGGGAAUCUAUCGAGGCUGACCUGCAAGAGGAAUUAACGAGAAAAGAAAACGUGCUCUUCCAGACACAAAUGACAUGUAAAGACUUGGAUGAGACUAAUAUGCAGUUGAUGAAUGAACUCACAGAACAGAGACUACACGUGGACAUGCUGGAUGCAGCCUUGUCCAAGGCUCAAGCAGAUGUUACUAAGUUACAUGAAGAGUGUGCCCAGCGUCAGGUUUACGUUGACAAGGUGAGAUCGUUACAGCAGCUGGUUACAUCAUUGCAAGCUGCUCGUCAGAAGAGGGAGAAACUAGAGAAUAAACUCAGACAUAAGAUGGAGAAAGAGAUAGAGAAACUACGAGGGCGCCAGGCUGUAGCGAACCAAGAUGAAGGUGUGUCGGAGCCUGAAGAUGUUACAAGUGAAUCGCUGGCUGAAAAAGAGAGUACUAUCCUAAAGCUAGAGGCUGAAGUUAGUAAGUGGGAACACAAGUACUUGGAAGAGUGUGCAAUCAGACAAUGUCAUGUGGAAGCACCAUCAAACUCUAGGUUGAGUGGUGUACAUGACAUGGAUGGCGGGAAGGAGAGAGAUGAAGAAGGGAGCUCACGACAUAAAGCUAGGAUAUACGAUCUUGAGAAAAGAGUUUCAGCCCUUUCAACAGAGGUCCAGAAACGUGAAAUCAUCAUCCAAGCUCUCCAGAACCAAAUCUUUGCCACCAUGUCGUCUACUUCACUGUCCUCCUAUCCCGAGAACAUCCGCCCUCCCUCCCCUCAGCAGCAGUCCUACCGCCGUGGCUCCGUAGAUUCCACCCCCUUCCAGAGCAACCUGUCUGGAUCACCUGCAGUCAGCUCCAGCUCCCUGCAGAACCUCGGCAGCCGUUCCCCCGCCAGCUCCGUUCAGAGCCUACAACAGCAGCAGCAGCAGUCGCCCGCAUCCUCAACCCACAGCCUCCAGCACUACCUGACAAAAUCACCCGCGACGUCGACCCAGAACCUGCACAUGUCCCCGGCGUCGUCCAACCAGAACCUGGUGUCCAAGUCUCCGGCGAGCUCCCUGCAGAACCUGCCGCAUGUCGUGUCCCUUGGUGGGAGGUCUCCUGCAGGGUCGCAGCAGAGCUUAGGAGCCCUCGCAAGGCCACCGAGUCACACCGGGUCUGCAGGAUCUGGUCUAGGAUCGCAGGAGAGGCUGAUGGGUUUCAGUGAUUCCUACACGUCACUCAGUACGUCGGGACUCUCAAUGACAGGAACAGAUGGAGGGAGUGAAGCCGAUUUAGCGAGAGAGAGAAGUUUCUUGGAUGAAAAACUAAAGCAGCUGGAUCUUGAGAUUGCUCAACAGGAUAAGAUACUUGGAUCGAUAUGGAAGACUUAGCGAAGAUGGAGAGCUGUGCACCCUCUGUGCUCUACCGGUGUAUAACAUGAUUACACCCUCACCCUCAUCAUUACCCUUAAGCAGAACUGGAGACGUGGUAGAGAGGGUCAGUUUUGUACCCUCCGUGCUCUACCGGUGUAUAACAUGAUUACCCCUCACCUUCAUCAUUACCCUUAAGCAGAACUGGAGACAUGGUAGAGAGGGUCAGUUUUGUACCCUCCGUGCUCUACCGGUGUAUAACAUGAUCACCCCUCACCUUCAUCAUUACCUUUAAGCAGAACUGGAGACGUGGUAGAGAGGGUCAGUUUUGUACUCUCCGCGCUCUACCGGGUAUACAACCCCCCCCCCCCCCCUGCCCCACUAUCAUCAGCAACCUUAAGCAGAACUGGAGACAUGUUAGAGAGGGUCAGUUUUGGUACUCUCUGUGCUCUACCGGUGUAUACAACCUCACCCCCCCCCCACCCUCAUCAUCAUCACUCACCAUCACCAAAGAAACAAUGUUGAAUUCAAGAUGACUGGAAUUAUAUAUUUAUGGGAGGAUUACAUCUUGUUUGAUCCUUGCAUCUUUUUGUUUAGUGAUAUUAAAGCCAUUUAGUGUCAUUGAUGUACAAUCGUUGGAGUUAUUAAUAAAAAUUCUUAAUGAAACACAUCUUCAUGUCAAUACUGAUGCUUCAUGCCCGAUUCAAUUAUCUAAUGGAUGAUAAGAUCUUGAUUUUGACCCUUGAAAAUGAAUGUUUGGUUCAAGUUACAAGGUUCUUUGUACAUGUAUUUGUUUACAUCGUAAUGUAACGUGUUAGCGAUCACUCUAAAACAAAGAUUUCACUCUCUCUUUCGGUCAUCUUGUAUGAAUUUUAGACAAAAUACUGCUGACUCCACAGACCUUGAUUUAGAAUAGAAAGUAUUUUAACUAAGGGUACUGGUCUUUUGCACCAUGAUAACCUCUAAAGAUGGUUUCAGAUAUAUUGCCUUAACUUAUUGCCUAUGGGAACUGUGUGCAUCCUAUGUUAUAGAUAUGGGAAUGAAAGAAUUUGAAUGCCGAUGGAUUUGUUUACUUGAUCAAACAUAUUUCUUCCAUACUUUAUUAAACAUGUGCCAGAGAAAAUUUGAUGUUGUGCCUUGCCAGACUAUAGCCUUAUUUGUGUAAUCAUGAUUGUAGAUAAAAUCUACACUUUUGCCCCUAAAUAAUCCAAAACAAUGUUGCAAUGAAUUUCUAUUAACAAUCAUGGCAAUCACGGUGCCUAAAAUUUGACAUCUUGACAUUUUUAGUAUUUAAUCCAAUUUAUCUGAAAUUUAUAACCCUUUAUUGUAGAUUUAGCAAUUUAAAAUGGAUGCCAGGAUGGUAUUUAAAGCCAUUUUGUGAAGAAUUAGCUUGAGAGCAGCUGACUAGCGAAUCAUGAGCAAAUUUGUCUGUUUACACUGGGACGUUAAUAGACUGUUUUAAAAACCUCUGCAGCAAGAUAUACAAUUGUAUAAGUGGUAUGCUUCAAUUUGAUCUAUCUUAUAACAAGAGGUUAGCAUAAGGACCACUGUUAUGUGCAGCUAUGUUUUUUGUUUUGUUUCUUUAUUGCCCAACUAAUUCCUCUUGCCAUUCAUUCAUGUGCAAAGUAUUACUGCGUUGUCAAGUUAAUAUUCUUUCUUUCUUUUGAGGUGGUUCGCUCUAACUUGCUUGCCCAGGGGUUUAAUAAAGAUACUUCAUUAAUGCUGGUAUGUAGCGAUAAUCAAUUAAAGUACAACUAUUGAUGUUCAUGUUGAUAUCACGGCAAUUUACUUUUUGACUGGAGGUUUCUAGCCUUAAAGGGUGAAUUUAAUGCAAUAAAUCCAACCAUUGUUAGCUUUAUUGUUAUCUAUUUAUUGUUACUUAUUGUUAUUUUAGGACAAAAUACGGUCUCAUUUAAGUCCCAAACAGAAUAGUGACGAGAGGGUUAUCAUGUUAAUGGUUACUAUAUAUUUGUGAGGGAUCAUGCAGAGUCUAGACAAUAGUUACACUGUCAAUUGGUGAAGACAUUAGGGACUUUUAGAUUAGCAUGAAGACAAUGGGGAUUGCUAUGAUCGACGU
This is a messenger RNA of Strongylocentrotus purpuratus (purple sea urchin), 3892 nucleotides long. RefSeq names its product angiomotin-like. The record is from RefSeq and is a predicted model, not a curated record. Lineage: Eukaryota; Metazoa; Echinodermata; Echinoidea; Camarodonta; Strongylocentrotidae. Gene Ontology annotation, biological process: actin cytoskeleton organization; regulation of cell migration. Bases 1 to 1836 code for a protein of 611 amino acids. The transcript has 12 exons. Gene Ontology annotation, cellular component: bicellular tight junction; plasma membrane; cytoplasmic vesicle.